UCUUCAGACCCUCAUCUGUAAUUUCAUCAAUACCCCUCUUUCUUCAGCUCCUUUUAAUUAUUAAAUACCAACACAGAUUGUGGUGUUAGUAAUUGAAAAUAAAAUAUAUUUAAUUGAAAUUACUUGGUGAUCUUAGUGAUGGAUCUCUUCAACGCUUUUCUUGAUUUUGUGGUGCCUCCGGCGAGCUUGGUGAUGCUUGCAUUUGCAUGGCCAACUUUGUGCUUUGUCAACACUUGUGAGUGGAUUUAUGACACCUACUUCAACCCUUCUGAUAUGGAAGAUAAAGUUGUUAUUAUCACUGGUGCUUCUUCUGGGAUUGGUGAGCAAAUUGCAUACGAGUAUGCAAAGAGGAGAGCGAAACUUGUCUUGGUUGCCAGGAGGGAGUCCAGGCUUCGAGGGAUUGGUGAAAAUGCAAGGCUGCUUGGCGCCAAUCAUGUGCUCAUAAUAGCUGCUGAUGUUGUAAAGGAGGAGGAAUGUCGGAGAUUUGUUAAUGAGACUGUCAGAAUAUAUGGGCGCGUGGAUCACCUAGUAAAUGCAGCAAGUUUGGGGCAUACUUUCUACUUUGAGGAAGCUACAGACACAUCUGUGUUUCCAAUCUUGCUGGACAUAAACUUUUGGGGAAAUGUUUAUCCAACCUAUGUUGCCCUUCCUCACCUGCGACGAAGUAAUGGAAGAAUUGUGGUCAAUGCAUCCGUUGAAAAUUGGUUACCCUUGCCAAGGAUGAGCUUAUAUUCUGCGGCAAAAGCAGCUUUAAUCAACUUCUAUGAGACACUACGAUUGGAAGUGAAGGAUGAAGUUGACAUAACAAUUGCUACGCACGGUUGGAUUGGUACUGAAAUGACUGGCGGAAAGUUCUUACUCGAGGAAGGAGCAGAGAUGCAAUGGAAGGAAGAAAGAGAGGUGAUUUCUGUAAAUGCUUCUGGUGGUGCGGUUGAGGAAUUCGCGAGGAUGAUUGUUUCAGGGGCCUGCCGUGGAGAUUCAUACGUGAAAUACCCGAGUUGGUACGAUAUAUUCCUCCUCUACAGGGUAUUUGCACCCAAUGUUCUCAAGUGGACAUUUAGCUUUCUUUUUACAACAAAAGGCGUGCGAAGAACUUCUUUGAUGGGAACAGGAAGGCCUCUUCUCGAAGGUCCUCCCCAAAAGAAACUUCUUAUGGCUCCGUCUACCUCUGCCACUACCUCUGGCACCAGCUCUCCCACUACCUCUCCCAGCAGGAAGCAGCCUAUGAAAAUGGAGUGAAGAUAUGCACAUAUCUUCUAGCUAUGUUGUUUAUGUUGUUUGCGUUAUUGUCUGAAUAUUGAGAACAUUCGAAUAAGCAAUUGCAUUUGCAAGACUUUACCUUUAAUAAUGUAAGACAUUAAGUUGUUACAUUUGGCAUAAUAAUGUAAUAAUAGGAUAUUUAGUAGUA
This is a messenger RNA of Daucus carota subsp. sativus, 1408 nucleotides long. RefSeq names its product 11-beta-hydroxysteroid dehydrogenase B. The transcript is spliced from 6 exons. Gene Ontology annotation, cellular component: cytosol. NCBI's taxonomy places the organism in Eukaryota, Viridiplantae, Streptophyta, Magnoliopsida, Apiales, Apiaceae. The record is from RefSeq and is a predicted model, not a curated record. Bases 139 to 1239 code for a protein of 366 amino acids. Gene Ontology annotation, molecular function: oxidoreductase activity.